Messenger RNA from Carassius gibelio (silver crucian carp), 8320 nucleotides. RefSeq names its product helicase with zinc finger domain 2. NCBI's taxonomy places the organism in Eukaryota, Metazoa, Chordata, Actinopteri, Cypriniformes, Cyprinidae. Gene Ontology annotation, molecular function: RNA binding; 5'-3' DNA helicase activity; ATP hydrolysis activity. The coding region runs from base 168 to 8141 and encodes 2657 amino acids. The record is from RefSeq and is a predicted model, not a curated record. The transcript has 21 exons.
CUUAUACGGCGUCGCUCAGCAACAUCUCUAUAAAUGGUUUAAAUGCCUCGAGGUGCACAUGACACUGAGAUCGGCUGAAACAUCCAGUGUUACAGGAAGAUCAUGACAUAUGAGAAAACCAUUGGGAUGGCAAGGAAAAUAUGAAGGAAUUUCAUAUCUCUUAAAUCAUGGCUUCUGUGGGGAAUCAUCAUAAUCUUCAAACAUUACUAGAGUCACACAAGCUGUGUGUCAGAUGUGAUAAGUGCUGUAAAAAACACAAUGAGAUUUCAUACACCUACAAGGAGAACAGCCAUUACUGCUCAGAAAACAUCUUACUGAUCAAGCAGAAAGGUAACAAUUCAUCGUGGAGGCCCGUUGCCCCCCUGCCACAAUUUCCCAAACCAUACAAAUAUGUUGUUUGCUGGCACUUCACUGAAGAUGUUGGAUGCACCGAACAUGGAAAGAAAUGUUCCUUCGCUAGGAGCUCAGAAGAAGCAGCGCUGUGGAACGUCAUGAAGGAUGAAAACCUCACAAUUCCUAAGCUUGUGAAAUUGAUAAAACAAAACCAAAGGACAGUGCAGAAAAGAGGCGAGUUUGACUGCACAUUGUGCCAGGUCCACAUCCCAAAUGAUGAGGAACUGAUGAACCACUGUUUCACUGUGAAGCACAGGAGACUGGUCUUUGAAGAUACUUCUCCGACUUGGAAGUACCGUGAUCCACCACCAACAUACAAGGACCUGAAAUUGUGUGAAAGAUCCCUGCUGUGCGAGUAUGGCGAUAACUGCACAAAGGCUCACAGUAAAGAGGAACUUAGUGAAUGGCAAAAAAGAUUCAAGGCUUCACGGAAAAGAGUCAGGGAUGUAGACGAGAUGGGCCUACUGUCCUAUCAGGACAGACUGUUGGAUGAAUACAGACACAGCAAUGACAAGAAAAUGAUUGUCAGUGACACCCUUCCUGAUGUUGUUAUCACCUGUGACCCAGAUUUAGACAGUGUCUAUGUAAGGAAAAAGGGAAUACAGUGUACAUGGAAUUUUACCAUUAUUUCUAAGGAACCUCUAGAAGUGAUUGCUUUACUCAAACGGGAACUGGGGGCGAAAUAUAGUCUCAGCAAAGACCCCAAUGAGGAACGGUCAUAUUCCAAUAGUGAUUGGUUUAAAAAGAACCAAACAGAGUAUGAAAUCCCAGUGUCCUUCAAAUCUGACCAACCAGGACUUUAUGAGCAAUGGGUAGUGUUUGACUUCAACACCAGACCCAUCCUGCGUCAGAAACUCAAGGUCAGGGUUGGAGAGGAUGAAUGUAAGGGCCCAGAACCUGAGUUUCCACUAGAAAGACAAGAGACUGUCAGUAAUCUUGAGCCCUGGAAUAAGGAAAGCUUGGAAAUCAUUCCUUUUGUUAAAAGAGAAGAGGCAGAGAGAGAGCUGCUAAACAGAUACCAACUCAUCUCCAUUGAUCAGAUGACCAGUCCAAUUAACCAUGAAAAUUACAAACACAACAUGCACAAUUUUUUAUAUCAAGAGGAAAAAGUAGUUGGUGAACGGCUUAGCUGUCUGAAUCUACGAGGGACAGCGCAGUUGGAAAAAUACCUGACUGAUGACAGGUUUGGAUUGAAAUGCGCUUAUCCAGAAGCUCUUCUUGCUGCUGUGCCUCUGUCUCAUCCACUCACUCCUGAUACUCCUCAAGGUUUCAUAGUGAAAAGACAUGCUAUCACUUCUCUUGUUCGUGUUGUGAAAAAUAAUGAUUACCUCGGCCCUACAUAUGAAGCUGAAUUUCUGAAAGAUGCUGCCACUGAGACGCAAGUAAUUUUGCAGCUUUCCAAAGAAUGCUGCACUGAUCUGAAUCUGCAGAAAGGACAGCAGUGUGAGAUGGAAGUCCAUUUCCAGUUAAAUCGUCUAUGGUUCUGCGAAAUGCACAAGGCCAUUGACGAUCUCCCCGCCUUAGACAAAGUCUUACCUGAUCUGAAAAACAGCAACUUCUGUAUUUCCUCCCAGUCAGAUACAGGACAGUUAAAUGAGAAGCAGCAAGCAGCAAUGAACUUUGUUAUGAGUGUAACAGACAACAGAUGCAGCAUCCCACCGUUGUUGAUAUAUGGACCUUUUGGAACAGGGAAAACUCGAACCCUUGCCAAGAUGGCGCAGGUUCUUGUGCAGAAACCACAAAACAAAAUCUUGAUUUGCACACACACAAAUAGUUCUGCUGAUCUUUAUGUAAAUGGUCAUUUUCAUGACUAUGCAACUGUUAAUCAUGAAGCGAAACCUCUGAGAAUCAAGGCAAAGGAAAGCAAUCCCAGAUCCACUGAUCACAUCACUCUACAGUACUGCCAUUUUUCCAGAGAUGGCAAUCAUUUUGAGUUUCCUGACAAAGCUGUUUUAGAUUCCGUAAGAAUCGUUAUAACUACAACUUCACUAGCGCGUUUCUUCCAUGACAUGAAGCUGCCUGAAAACUACUUCAGUCACAUUCUGAUCGAUGAAGCUUCUCAGAUGUUGGAGUGUGAGGCUCUUAUGGCACUGAGCAUAGCAGGUAAAAAUACACGUGUUGUUUUAGCAGGAGAUCACAUGCAGAUGGGACCCAAGCUCUUCUCUGUGAGACAAGACAAAUGGUCAGAACAAACCCUGCUCAAUCGCCUCUUCUAUUACUACCAAGCUGAAAACAGUGAUGUUGCCAAACAAAGCCGAAUAAUUUUCAAUGAAAACUACCGCUCCACAAAGGACAUCGUGGAUUUUGUAUCAACACAUUUUUAUGUGGGAAAGAGUGAUGUGAUCAAGGCUAGAGGAGAUGUGCCUCCACAUCCACAGCAAUAUGCCUUGCAGUUCUAUCAUGUAAGAGGGGAAUGCUGUUUGGACCCAACAAGCAUGUCCUGGUUCAAUGCAGAACAAAUUCUAAGUGUCGUUGACAUUGUGCAAGGAAUAAUGGAGGAAUGGCCUCAAGAAUGGGGUGAAAAAGAUCCAGAAUCAGUCUGUGUCCUAUCUCAAGGAAGACAGGUAUUGGAAAUAAGGCAAAGACUGCGUCAGCUUAGACUUCCCCGUUUCACUGUAGAGAAUGCCGAAAAUGUGCAAGGAAAACAGUUCAGAGUAAUAGUGAUUUCCACUGUGCACACCAAGGACAGCUUAUUGGAGACAGACCGGACCUGUCUUGAGUUUUUCAGUGACAUGCGAGUGCUGAACACAGUUAUGACAAGAGCCCAGUCUCAAAUAUUUGUUGUUGGAGAUGCAGCUGCACUUUCUUGCCAUCAGUUCGGUACAUGCUGGAGACUAUGGAGAUCAUACAUAGAGGAUUGCAUCAACAAGGGAAGUGCCCAUGACUUUAACUUGGAUUCUUUGAAACAAGACCUCCUUGAGAUAUCUGAGCUCUGCAGAAGUGAGGAUGAAGAGAACAGCGAUAGUGAAUCAACUACAUCUGAAAUAUCAGACACUGAAGACCCGAUACUUCAAGAGCUUCUUGAUGAAAGCAAAAACAUCAACAUUGUAUUAACAGAGGAAGGCUUGUUUCCAGUUUUUCAAAAUGUGCAAUCUGUCAGUAGUGUGAACAACCAAAUUACAGAAGAAGAUGAAGAGCAAUUGUUAACUAACUCUACAAAAUGUUGUGAGCUGGUCAUGGAGAGUUUUGAUCGAGCUUAUGCUAAACCACUUGACGAGCCCUCCAUUAGAAUCGAGAUCAAGGGCAGAAAAAACAUUGGACAGGCAUUUCCUGGAGACAAGGUAACAGUGGAGAUCCUGGAUGAGAAAUCAAAUCCUCCCAUGGGGAAAGUAAUCAAAAUCCUGGAAAGUGCGGAUACUGUCAAAGAAUUUGUCUGCACACUUGAAAGACAUGACCGUCAAGUGAUGAUACCUAUCAACAAAUGUAUCUCCAAAAUCCACACACCAUUUUGGAAAGACAAACCAAACCACAUUGCUGUAAGAAAUCCUACGACCCAUAAAAUUACAUUUAUCAAGAUAAAUGUGGACACACACAGAAAAUAUCUCUUUGUUGUCAAAGUCCUUAAGUGGGGGAAAUUUUUCCGAUACCCCUUAGGCAUUGCUGUCGGGGUGUUUCCAGAAAUAACAUGUUUAGAUGAUGGAUUGAAUGUACUCAGCAUAGAGUUUCAGUUGAGAAGGACACUUUCUUCAUCUUUAGAAACACAGAUGCAAGACUUUCAAAGUCUUAAUUUAUUUGAAGACAGACGAAGAGAUUUUCGCAUGCUCCCAACAUUCACCAUUGAUCCUGCUGAUUCACAAGACCUUGAUGAUGCAAUCAGUGUACGGGAUUUAGGUGAGUGCUAUGAAAUAGGAGUUCACAUUUCUGAUGUUGCUAGCUUUCUGGCUAAAGGCAGUGAACUGGACGAAUAUGCAAAACAGCUGUGUACUUCAUUCUAUACACGUGGAAAGGAGCCAAUACACAUGCUCCCUAAAGAACUGAGUGCCAAUUUCUUCAGUUUGAUACCUAAUCAUGACAGACGAGCAAUCUCCUUGAUAAUACAAGUGGAUGCUAAGACAAACUGCAUAAAGAAAAGAUUAAUUUGCAAGUCUGUCAUUCACUCCAACAGGAAAUUUUCGUAUGAUGAAGCUGAGGACAUCCUUGAAAACAAUCGUCAGCAUUAUGACCUGCUUGAAAUGUGCCUUUUGAAAGCAUGGAACUUUGCUGAGGUUCACAGGAGAUACAGAAAACAGGACGACUGGUGCUACAAAAUGCCAGACGAGGAUGUGACUCUCGGAAGAAGGCGAUCUCACCUAAUGGUGGAAGAGCUGAUGGUCAUGUUUAACCACACAGUUGCUGAACGCCUUCUGUCUGAUGAAACAACAAGGACCAUAACUCCACUGAGAUGCCAGGACAGGCCACAAAGGGAAAAGCUUAUUGACCUUUUUGACAAAAAUGCUUCCUUGAUUCCACUAUCUGUUCGCUUCUCAAGUAGAGCUCUUGAGAGUGUAUACGUGUCUCCUGAACUGAAUAACCAAUGUUUGAUCAACCACACAGCCAUGCCAAACCACCAGGCUGAGAUUUCUGAUUCUGAAACCAUACCCAUAUUAAAAUCUGUUUUGAGAUGCUUGAAGACAGCAGCAGAGGAGAAAAAUGUCUACAAAUUAAUUGACUUCAUUGCAACUGAUGAGAUUCACCCCCAACUUCUUCCUUUUGCUACGGCAUUUACAAAACUGUGUCACAAAGCAUGUAUUCUACGAUCAAACUCGACACAUGUUUCUAGAAUUGGGCACUAUGAUUUAGACCUUGACAGCUAUACUUGGGCCUCAUCUCCAGUCCGCCGAUAUAUAGAUGUUAUUGUGCAGCGCCUUCUUCAUUCUGUGAUUGACAAGACCAAUGUUAGGUACACAGCUCAUGACAUUGACCUGUCUUGUAUGGAAUUUUCCAGGAAAAAUGCCCAACAGUCAGCAUAUGACAAGAAAGUGAAUGCUCUACAUUUUGCAUUAAAACUCUCAAACCAAAGCGAAAAGAAGGUGGCAUACAUUGUGGAACUCAAUCAGUCAGGGACAAACUUCAGAUUAUCCUUCCCACUUAACAGAACCUCUAUAUCAGAAAACUUAGACAUUAUGUACAGGGAUCUUCAGUUGGCAGAUCAACCAGAGUUUGAUGAAACCAACAACUGCGUGAUCUUGAAAUGGGUGCGAAGGAUAUAUUCUUUUUCCAAUCCUCACAUCCUUGCUGAAGUGAAACAACAAAAUCCAAACUCAGUCAUGGCCUAUGUCUCUACAAAGACCUGGAAAUGCAUAGCAGAUGCUCUUAGAGAAGAAGAUUGGGAAAUAUUGUUUCCACUGAUUGAGAAGCUUGAUGCCAGCUCAAAAGUCCAUGCAAGACAAUCCCAGGAAAGACUGAGAAAUGCUAAAAUUUCCAAAAAAUCUGAUCCCAUGCAUGCCGAGCAUUAUGCUGAACUUUUGCUGAGAAUAAAGCCAGGUGAGGUGGUCGAGGUACAACUAGGUUCAGCCACUGCUCGAGGAUUAAUGACACCAGCAAUUCAGCUGUUUGUUGUGCAUCCAAAAUUUGAGAUUUGUUUGGAGCAUGUGAAAGAUCCAAUCAAGUGUUUUUCAAAAUAUGCAUUCCACUCAUCAAGGAAUUCAUACAACUCGUACAUGGAUUAUCAGGCAAUAUGGAAACCUUUGAGUGAAAUGGAGUCAGCCUCCAAUGCUGUGUCUGAAAAUGAGAGUAUUAUUAUUGAAGAUGCAGUUUUGAAAUGGAAAACCUCUCUUCAAAAGAAGCUUGAGGGUUUUUUUCUCCUUCCACUUGACAAAAAAUCUCAGUGGUCUAUUGAAUGUGACCUUAAGAACAGUUUCCUCUGCAUUCGAACUAAGAUUCAGCAAAGUCAGAGCCCCUUUCUGGAAAACGCUCAGUGCACAGCUCUCAUGGAUAUUCCUUCUAUCACUUGGGUGGCCCAUGGCAUAGUUACAAAAGUUGAAGAAAUUGACUCCAAAGAACCCAAGAAUUUACAAAUUGAUUUUCAGAUUAACCACACGCCUAUGACAAAUAUUCCAGAAGCCAUAUUCUGCGAGAGGACAAGAUUUACUCUGGAGCUGAUUACAAAGCUUCUGCCAGAUGUGCGCAAAGAGGAUGCAAUUACCAGUCUAACCAAAGCCAACAAUCUUGUUAAAAAUAUCGCCAUGGGAAGGAAAAUCCACUCUGAAGGAGGAUGCAACAUUUCGAAGCAGAUUCCAGCCAGAUUUGAGAUCGACAGUUAUCUCCCUUCUGGGUUUUCCCAUCUAAACAACAGUCAGUGCAAAGCUAUAAGAGAAGCAUUGACAAACCCAUUCACUCUUAUCCAAGGACCACCAGGGACUGGAAAAACUGUUGUUGGUGUCCAUAUUGUAUACUGGUUUCUCAAGAAUAGCCAACAGCUUCCUGACACCAAUUCACAGAAGAAGAGAGCUGUUCUGUACUGUGGCCCCUCAAAUAAAUCUGUUGAUGUGGUCGCAGGUCAUCUCCUCAAACUCCAAAAUCAACUUAGACCUCUCAGAGUCUACAGUGAUCAGGUGGAAAUGUUGGAAUUUCCUUACCCAGAUUGCAACCUGAAGCUGUCACGCAAUUCUAAAAGAGGCGAAAAACCCAACACAGAGCUCAGUUCCAUUGCACUACACCAUGUGAUUCGAAAGGAUGCCAACCCAUAUUCCACACAAAUAUUAGCGUUUGAUAUGAAAAUUAGAAGAGGAGAUAAAUUCACCAGCGAAGAAAAAAAACUCUACAAAGACACCCUCCAAAAGGCUCGAAAACAUGAAUUAUUGCGGCACGAUGUCAUCUUGUGCACUUGCACAGCAGCCUCGCACCCUACCUUAGCCAAAGUCCUCGACUUCAAACAGAUCAUCAUUGAUGAAUGUGCCAUGGCAACUGAACCCGAAGCCUUUAUUCCACUAGUGGCUCAUAAGCCUGAGCAGAUUGUUCUUCUGGGUGAUCAUAAGCAACUGCAACCUGUGGUCCACUGUGAUGUGGUGGAGCGAUUGGGAAUGAGCAAAUCUCUUUUCGAACGUUACAUGGAGAAAGCACUCUUGCUUGACACUCAGUACAGAAUGCAAGAAGACAUUUGUGAAUUUCCAUCUAAUGAGUUCUAUGAUGGAAAGUUAAAAACUAAAACAUCUCCUAAACCAAGUCUCUUCCUUACUAAGACAAGGCAAACAUGCAUAGUUUUCGGCCAUGUUGAAGGAAAGGAGAAAAGUCUGGUGGUCUCGACUGAACGGGGGAAUGAAAAUUCAAAAGCAAAUUUGGAGGAAGCAGAGGAAGCAGUGCGGAUCGCCAUUCUUUUGACUGAGGCUGGAAUAAAGACAAAGGACAUCGCCAUUCUCACACCAUAUAAUGCUCAAAUGUCAAACAUUAGGGAUUCUCUGUUCUAUAAGGGUAUAACAGACAUCACAGUUGACACCAUCAUGAAAAGUCAAGGAAGUGAAUGGAAAUAUGUCAUCAUGUCAACUGUGCGCUCUUGUCCCAAAUCUGAUAUAGAAAUACAACCAACCAAAUCCUGGAUUAUAAAUCGACUUGGAUUCAUCAUGGACCCACACCAAGUCAACGUGGGCAUUACCAGGGCACAAGAAGGCUUGUGCAUCAUUGGUAAUGAGAACUUGCUGCGGUGCAGUGUGUUGUGGAGAAGACUUCUGGAUCAUUAUAAGGAGAAAGGAUGUGUAGUGAAUCCCGCCCGGCACAUCCAGGUUCAGAAACCCACUAGAAGUCUGGGAAUGAAGAAAACUGCUAGAAGAUGAUGUGCUUCAUGCAGUGUUGUAUUUGUAGCUGUAUUUGCUUUAUUUCUAGCUGUGUUAAAUGUGCACUUUCACAUUUAUGCAUUAUUAUUGUGACAUUUUAAAAAAUGGAUAUCAGGGAACAUUGCACCUCUUGGAUAUUGGUGCUAUACAAUAAUAUAAUAAAAUAUAACACCCUUGAA